CUUUUAUAUAUUUUCAAAUAUGUGUAGACAUUUGCACAAACAGCACAGCAGUUCAGAUGGAAAUCCUUGAUCAGCAUAACACUUUCAGGCGAGCUGUUCAGCCUACGGCAGGUGACAUGCUCAAGAUGAGCUGGAGUGAGGAGGCUGCAGCCAGUGCUCAGGCAUGGGUUGAUACCUGUUCCAUGGCUCAUGGUCCACCCAGCAGUCGCAUGAUUGGAGACUAUGAAUGUGGCGAGAACCUCUUCAAAUCAUCUGCAUCAUAUGCUUGGACGGAAGUUGUCACAGCCUGGCACAGUGAAGUCAUUAAUUACCUAUAUCCUAAUGGCUCUAUCAAUGGUCAAUCCAUUGGUCACUAUACACAGGUAGUGUGGAAUAGCUCUUACAAAGUUGGCUGUGGAGUAGCCAUAUGUCCAGGCUCAGUCUAUUUCUACGGCUGCCACUAUUACAGAGCUGGGAAUUUCAGAGGAGUGCCCCCAUACAAGGUUGGAGCGCCAUGUGCCAUGUGUCCCAAUGCAUGUGAAAACAACCUUUGCACCAAUCCCUGUCCUUACGUAAACAAGUAUCCCAACUGUGCAGCACUUAAAGCAAAGGCCGGGUGUUCCAACAUUUGGGUGUCUGCCUUUUGCCCUGCCCUCUGUAAAUGCCACAAUGAAAUAAUUCCAAUAGCUCGAAAAUAGGAAACUCCUAUUUCAUGGUCUCAAGAUGCUAACAGUGUAUUUCAUGUGUUAUUAUCACUUUGAAUCAUCUCAAAGUUGGCUUCUUGUUUUAAAAAAACCCCACAUUGCUGAUACCUUGAUUUAAGUCAGUUUAAUAUAAUUUCCAGAUAAUAUCAAAUCAUGUUCAAGAAUGUUGACAUAAAUACUUUCCUUGAUCAAAUUAUUUUUUACAGUUAUGCAGUGGUUGACUUGAGCACAUG
Molecule: messenger RNA, 916 nt
Organism: Osmerus eperlanus (European smelt)
Lineage: Eukaryota; Metazoa; Chordata; Actinopteri; Osmeriformes; Osmeridae
Product: cysteine-rich venom protein pseudecin
Exons: 6
Coding region: 57-677 (206 amino acids)
Cellular component (GO): extracellular region
Source: RefSeq, a predicted model, not a curated record